AUGGACAAUCCGGUAACUAAAACAAUAGACCUUAAAAAAAACAAUUUACCGGAUAUCGAUAUUGUACCUAUAUCAAAUGUAUCUGAGUCGGUAGUUGUUCAUGAUGUGGAAACAACUGAGCAGGACUUCCUGAAAAUGCAUGGUGCAGAAAGCAUACAACACACGCAAGUUUCGGAAGCACAGAUUUCAGAAAAAUUGAAUAUGAAAACAGCAAAUCCGGAUUUUUUAGCCCGUCAAGAUUUAGACAUGCUGGGUGAAGGAUUAGCAGAGAGGGACAGAAAUCUGGAUAGGAUUGACAAUAAAGCAGAAGCUAACGCAGUCAGAAGAAAUCUCGAACAAGUGGAUAGCUCGAAUGUUCAAAAUUCAGAAACAGGUAUUUCCGUAGAUCCCUCAAGAACUGAAGUCGAUAUUGAAGUAAAUGAUUCAAUUGUUGGCAGUCAGAAUGCUGACACGGGAAGCAGCAUACCUACGGAAAGAACUGAACAACUUGAAUCACAAGAAGUCGAAGAAGAAAAUGAAAACGUAAAGGAAUUCGGAAAGGAAAGACUUGAGGCUACAGAUGUAGUAAAUCUGUUAGAAUCUGGUAUAUAUAUUACUGAAUCGCUGCAAAAGAUUGAUGGGCAACUUAUUUCGGACGAAGCGGUAAGAUCAACGGAAGAUACUACUUUUUCAAAUGUUGUAGUCAGAGAAAGUUCUCCGGAAAUUCCAGAAGGAAGCAGUGAACGGAUCGAUAGCAAUGGACCAGUAAGUAUCACUUAUCAACAAGGCCCAGUAAGAGAGUCUCAGACUGUGGAAAAUUUGCAGGUAAAUGAAUCUAAAAUUACCUGCAGCAUAGAACCAUUGAAAAAUUCUGAGGAAUCAAGUAGUGGUGAAGUAGCACAGUCAAAAAAUAAAUUCUAUGAAGCUAUAACCGGUUUCUGGAAGCAUACAACAUUCGGCAAAAAACGCCCCGAAAUUACUGUGUCAUAUGAGCAACCAAGAAAUUUGUCUUCAGACUUAACGACACAUAUGUCCUCAGUCCACUCCAGCAAAACUUCGUUAACAUCUACGGAAUCGUUGGGGACACUGAUACCUUCCCCUGAACUUAGUGAACUUUCUGAAGGUUCUUCACAAUCCACUAUGAAAAUUACUGCUCCUCAUGCUGAAGCCAGUACCAUCUCAUCACUUCCGGAAAACACAGCAACAGAUGCAAUUUCUGGCUCUUAUCCGCAAAAAACUUUACCUGACGAUCACUCACUUAAUACUACAAUUACGGAUAACUUAGACUCUGACAUUAAUUCGGAAACCUUGCAAGUAGUAACACUGGAUUCAUUGUGUACCACUGAUGAAAGCAUCAAGGAUCUCGAUGAUUCGGUCGAGAAAAUGGAAGAUUUAAGGAAAAGCAAAAAAGGAAAGGCUGAAUCUACGAAUUUAAUGGUUUUUGGUCAUAAGGUAGGUCAUAUUUUUACUUUUUAA
Molecule: messenger RNA, 1455 nt
Organism: Loa loa (African eye worm)
Lineage: Eukaryota; Metazoa; Nematoda; Chromadorea; Rhabditida; Onchocercidae
Exons: 1
Coding region: 1-1455 (484 amino acids)
Source: RefSeq, a predicted model, not a curated record